AUGCACAUUGCUAUGUGUAUCACAGAAAUGUUUAAAUCUGAUUUUCGGCAAAAUCAAGAGAUAGAACAAGGAGAUAAAAUGCGAGCAGACGGCGAUCAGUAUAUCAUGGAUGACCACUACGCUGUAGAUAGUAUACGACCAAAAUGUAUAGAGUUACAGAGAAUGUGCGAACAAUAUCGGCAACUUCUGAGACGCCGCAGAGAGAUAUUGAACAAGUCACAUGAUCUGCAUGAAAGGAUCGAAAAGGCUAAUAAGUGGUGUUCUAAUGGAAUGGACAUGCUAACAAGCCAGUUAGAGAAUUGUAACACCCCAGAGAGUAUUCGUCAAGCUAUUGAAGAUAUAGAUAAAUUUGUUGUCACAUCCAAGGAUCUUAAAUUAAACAAUCCUAAAGAAUUCCGACAACUGUUUGACAGUGUUAUCACAUCGGAUACAAGGGCAACAGUCCAGAAGACUUUGAAAAAGAUCGAGGAUGUUCAAUCAAUGUGUAGUAAGAGGAAAGCUGACCUUCAGACACAGGCUCGAGCCCAACCUGUACAUCAUCCAGCACAGCCUGAUCUAGUCACUUCCUCCUCUAGAGGUCAAACAACGGUACCAGAGUAUGACCUGAGGAAGAAAGGAGGUCACAGAGAUCGACACAGGAAAGAUAGUAAAGAUACUACUAAAAAAGGGGCACCUGCAGUUCCUUCUGUGGAAAAAUCUGCAAGGAUACGUGUUGAUGUAGGACCACCCCAGCCACACUCUCGCGUAGACAUUGGACCUCCCCAACCACAGCCUCUUCCUCGCACCACACAUUAUGGAUCAACAAGUACGUGCAGUAGUAUGUCCACGGUUGACAGCACUGACGGGGCACGUAACUCUCUCGCAUCAACCUCGACAACAACCUCUGGGUCGAGUUCUUUCUCCGAACAAAUGCUGGAGAGUUUACAAGAAAAAAGACAACAUGUACUAAAUGAGUUGAUAGAGACAGAGAAAACCUAUGUACAGCAGCUUCAUGAUAUAUUGAGGGGCUACUAUUGUGAGAUGGAUAACAGAACUAUGCAACAUUUAAUCCCUGAUGAGCUAAUCUCUAAAAAAGAUAUCCUGUUUGCAAAUCUUGAUCAAAUUUACAAAUUUCACCAUGAUGUGUUCCUGAAAGACUUACAAAGUUGUGCAGACUGCCCCACAAAAUUAGGAAAAUGUUUUGUUAAUAGGAAAGAUGAGUUUCAAAUGUACAGUAUAUAUUGUCAAAACAAGCCUCGUUCUGAGGAGUUACGGACUCAGAUAGGUGACAAUAAUCCUUUCUUUAAAGAGUGUCAAAGAAAAUUGGGUCACAAACUGCCGCUUGGGGCAUUCUUACUUAAACCAGUACAGAGAAUUACAAAAUAUCAGCUUCUAUUAAAGGAGAUGUUAAAGUACACUAAAGAUGACAGAGUUUGUCAACAACAGCUUGAAGAAUCUCUAAACACAAUGUUAGAAGUUGUUAGAAUUGUUAACAACAGCAUGUAUGAAGUCUGUAUCGUAGGAUUUCCUGGAAAUCUGGCAGAUUUAGGUAGGUUACUGAUGCAGGGUAGCUUUAACUGUAGCACGGAGCACAAACACGAGAAAAUACGAGAUAUCCGCUUUAAACCAAUGCACAGGCAUUUAUUCCUGUACGAGAAAGCUAUAUUAAUGUGUAAAAGAAAAGAAGAUGCUCAAAAUGGCGACAGAGACGCAUAUGCAUUUAAGAAUAUGCUUCGGUGUAAUCAAGUUGGUUUGACGGAGAAUAUAAAGGGAGAUAAAAAGAAAUUUGAGCUGUGGUUGAGAGGGCGUGAAGAGGUUUAUAUUGUACAGGCACCUAGUCUAGAUGUGAAGGAAUUCUGGGUAAAGGAAAUCAAGAAAGUGUUGAUGAAUCAGUUUGAUGAAAUACGUGUAAAUAAAUUGAAUCUCGUUCAACGUUCGUCAGAGGAUCUGCCUCGUUCCGGUAGUGAUAGUGGCAUGGAGAGCUGGCGGCACCGGCAGGGUUCCGGUAAUAACAACUCAUCAACAGUUCCGGUUGGACUUACAAUGAUGUCUCCCGAGACACCACCCGAUCCGAGACUUCAGACAGAUCAAUGGUCCGAUGAUGAUUAUACUGAUUCCGAACCUGAAACAGAGCGCCGACCAAAUCAGCACACAUCUCCGUUAGAGCCCUCCUAUUUGCAGCAGUUCGUUGCUAUUGCCGACUACGUCCCUAUUGAUGAUGUGGAAAUGGGCUUAAGAGAAGGAGACAUUGUGGAAAUUCUCCGCACAGGAACCACUGGCUGGUGGCUGGCUCAUCAUAUGACCACAAAUGAUGAAGGCUGGGUACCGUCAACCUACCUGGAUCCCGUACCAAAUACAGGCUCACGGUCUCUGGCUUCAAUGUCAAGUAUAGGUUCUGGAAGUGUGCCAAGUCAGACUAGUCACUCAAGCAUGACCAGUGGCUACAGUGCAACCAGUCCUGUAGAUGAAAGUGCUAUUUAACUACCACAGCCGUUAUAGUGAAACCAAAACAGUGCAAUCCCGAUAGAGUAACCUCUACUCUUCAUAGAAUAGACUAGACAUUUAUUUGUUUACAUUCAGAUAAAAUUCAGCAGUAUAAUAUAAGCUAUUCUGCUAUAGCUUUUUGGAAGUACAUGCUAUUUAGUGAAAGUGAUCAAAGUCUGUCCUCUGUUCAAAGAGGUUUGACUGUAAAAUACUUAAGGUUCAAACAUGUUACCAUUGAUAUACUGUUUGUUUUUUGUGUUUUAAACAAAAUGGUCUAACUGUUAAUUGACACAAGUAAUCAACAAAAUAUUCAACGUGAUGCAAAUAUAGUACUUGAACAAUUUAUGAUUCAAUACCAUU
Messenger RNA from Ruditapes philippinarum (Manila clam), 2823 nucleotides. RefSeq names its product guanine nucleotide exchange factor DBS-like. The transcript is spliced from 16 exons. Gene Ontology annotation, biological process: intracellular signal transduction. Bases 1 to 2460 code for a protein of 819 amino acids. NCBI's taxonomy places the organism in Eukaryota, Metazoa, Mollusca, Bivalvia, Venerida, Veneridae. Gene Ontology annotation, cellular component: cytoplasm. The record is from RefSeq and is a predicted model, not a curated record. Gene Ontology annotation, molecular function: guanyl-nucleotide exchange factor activity; protein binding.